UUUAGCUCGAUGAUUCAUAUUCCCUCAUCUUUCAAAAACCACUAGCGACAAGGUAACAUGUAUUUUUGGAGAUAGGCUCCUUAAAAGUCCAGGCAUAUAAAGGGGACGUCUAGACAUCCAAGUCCAAGUCAUCAUCCCAUUCGAUCCUAUUCACACGGAUUCACCCACCAUGUUAAUCCUCAUCGCCGGCAUCACAGGCAACAUCGGCCAGCACGCCGCCUCAUACGGUCUUGCCCAAGGCCACCGCAUCCGUGGCCUAUCACGUUCGCCCGCCAAACUUUCCCCAACGAUCCACUCUCAACUCGAGUCCUUCGUCACCAGCACCAGCUACCACGACAUUGCAGCCCUCGAGACAGCUGUUGCUGGCGUCGACGCUAUCAUCUGCGCCUACGCCGGCAUGCCGGAGUUGCACCUUGACGGCCAACUGCUGCUCCUGCGCGCUGCCGAACGCGCCGGCGUGACGCGCUUCCUUACUGCUAGCUGGAACUACGACUGGCGCAAGAUCCGCUUCGGCGAGGACGAGCCAGUAUAUGAUGCGGCGAUUGCGUUCCACAAGUGUGCGGAGAUUACCUCGUCGAUUCGGCCGCUGUAUAUUCUGAGCGGGAUGCUGGCAGAGGUGUUCUUUGGCACGGAGGGACAGACGGGAUUCACGACGGAGUUCGAAGGGGGUGUAAUUGGUUGGGAGGAUGGGAGGAGGGUCAUGAAUGUUUGGGGCACAGGGGACGAGGAUUGGUUUUUCACCACAGAGGAGGAUGCAGGGAAGUGGGGAGUGGAGGUUGUUACAGGGCCGAGGGCAGAGGAAGGCGGGUUUGUGAGCGUGUGUUCUUGGGUCUCAAGUUUGAAUGAGUUGGUGGAGAGGUAUCAGAAGGUCAGGAAUAUCGAGGUCGUCGUGAGGAAGAAGGGGUCUGUGGCGGAGUUGGAAGCAUUGGCGGAAAAGAAGAAGGAAAUUGGUGGGAGAAGAGGAUUCUGGGAUUGGCAUCGACUGUGGUUUCAUCUCUUCUGUGUGAAGGGAAUAUGGAAUCUGACGAGUCUACAAAAUGACCAGUUCAAUGUCCGGCCUAAGACGAUGGAGGGGUUCCUAAAGGAGCAUUCUAGUAUCUAAAGGACUAAGACAUAAUUACCUAAAAAAGCUAGUGACAAAGCAAAAAAGUAGAUAUUGUGUUCACAAUGGUAAAGACUAGAGUGCCGAAGGCCUGAUGUCGUCGUGUCUAUAAGCUCACACAAACAAGAACUCAUGCAGAUCCCGUUUCUGAAAUGGAAUUCCACAUCUUUUAGCACAAGACUGCACAACAGACACGGCCUGGUUAUUGGCAGUCGCUCGAAGUUGGUCGACGUCAGCAGAGCUGAGGUAGUUUGUCUGAUAGCCAGUGGCGGAGAGGUCCACUUCUGAAGGAUAAACAGAAAAGAAAGAUCGCGCAACU
Molecule: messenger RNA, 1421 nt
Organism: Pseudovirgaria hyperparasitica
Lineage: Eukaryota; Fungi; Ascomycota; Dothideomycetes; Acrospermales; Acrospermaceae
Product: NAD(P)-binding protein
Exons: 2
Coding region: 170-1102 (310 amino acids)
Source: RefSeq, a predicted model, not a curated record